Messenger RNA from Dermacentor andersoni, 5215 nucleotides. It is a transcript of the gene eRF1, whose product is annotated as eukaryotic release factor 1. Gene Ontology annotation, molecular function: translation release factor activity. Lineage: Eukaryota; Metazoa; Arthropoda; Arachnida; Ixodida; Ixodidae. The record is from RefSeq and is a predicted model, not a curated record. Gene Ontology annotation, biological process: translational termination.
GACGUCGACCUACUGGACUCGUGAGUUCCACAUGGGCCCGCAGUCAUAGUCACGUUUUGUCGCGUGCUCUGCUAGGGCUGUAGUAGGCACUGCCAGUUCAUGUAAUCGCUAUCGUUGGUGUUCUGGCACGCAAAAUCAUUGCGUAACAUUUCGAAGCACUUUACUUAUCGUUGCUAGCCCACUGUUACUGUGGGUUUCGCUCCUGACGACCAGAAAGCGGAGCGCUUGGGGCCGACAUUAGGCCUACGAGCAUUAGAUACAGUCGGUGCGAACCGGUUACAUUGAAGUAUUUAUAUUUUAAUUUAAUUAAGCAUGGCUUCCACUGGAUAUAACUUAGAGGAGUCCAACGCCGAUAGGAAUGUGGAAAUCUGGAAGAUCAAGAAACUGAUCAAGAGCUUGGAGGCCGCACGGGGCAAUGGCACGAGUAUGAUCUCAUUGAUCAUCCCACCGAAGGACCAGAUCUCCCGAGUGUCUAAAAUGUUGGCCGACGAGUUCGGAACGGCUUCCAACAUCAAGAGCCGGGUGAACCGGCUGUCAGUUCUUGGGGCUAUCACGUCUGUGCAGCACCGGCUCAAGCUCUACACGAAAGUGCCACCGAAUGGAUUAGUCAUCUACUGUGGCACGAUCGUAACCGAGGAAGGCAAAGAGAAAAAGGUGAACAUCGACUUCGAGCCGUUCAAGCCAAUUAACACGUCACUGUACCUGUGCGACAAUAAGUUCCACACAGAGGCCCUGUCCGCUUUGCUUGCCGAUGACAACAAAUUCGGCUUCAUUGUGAUGGACGGCAACGGAGCCCUCUUCGGCACCCUUCAAGGCAACACACGCGAAGUGCUUCACAAGUUCACGGUAGAUUUACCGAAGAAGCACGGACGUGGAGGUCAGUCUGCAUUGCGAUUUGCUCGGCUACGUAUGGAGAAGAGGCACAAUUAUGUGCGCAAGGUAGCCGAAGUGGCCACCACACUUUACAUAAGCAAUGAUAGGCCAAACAUUGCGGGCCUCAUUUUGGCAGGUUCUGCCGACUUUAAGACCGAGCUGAGCCAGUCAGAUAUGUUUGACCCAAGGCUGCAGGUUAAGGUGCUCAAGCUGGUUGAUGUAUCAUAUGGUGGUGAAAAUGGCUUCAACCAGGCCAUAGAGCUGUCUGCUGAGGUGCUGUCCAAUGUAAAGUUCAUUCAGGAGAAGAAACUUAUUGGCCGCUACUUCGAUGAAAUUUCUCAGGACACUGGCAAAUAUUGCUUUGGUGUAGAAGACACACUGAAAGCUCUUGAGAUGGGUUCUGUUGAAAUCCUGAUUGCGUGGGAAAAUCUUGACAUUGUACGCUAUGUGCUGAAGAACCACACAAGUGAUGAAGAGAAGAUACUGCACCUGACCCCUGAGCAAGAGAAAGACAAGAGCCACUUUCUGGAUCGAGAGACAGGUGUUGAACUGGAGCUGGUGGAGUCAAUGGCACUGCUAGAAUGGCUGGCGAAUAACUACAAGAAUUUUGGUGCCACGCUAGAGAUCAUCACAGAUAAGUCUCAGGAGGGCUCGCAGUUUGUCAAGGGUUUUGGUGGCAUAGGAGGCAUCCUGCGCUACCGUGUGGACUUCCAGUCUCUCGAGGUGAAUGACCUUGUGGAUGACUUUGAUUUAGAUGACCUGUAAACGUCCAGUUAGCUCCUUCGGCACUUUGAUUAGUGGCUGCUGUGCACACGGAGCUGUCGACUAUUAUAACGCACACUUGGCCAACCCGCCUGGCCUUCCACCUGUCCUGGGCGUGCUGUACAGUGUUCUACAAGGGGGAGCAGCAUUAAAGAAGUUGGGGACGACUUCUACCUCUUGCUGCCCUCCCCACUUUCUUCAGGCCAGACAGCAUGUGUGCCCUGCGCCCUUCGUUUGAAGACUGCUUGUGAUGGGGAGGGAAUUCCUAGUGAAUUGCUAUCGAAGCAGUGCUGCUGCUGCCUUUCCUGCACAAGUUGACUUAUUUGUCACUUCGAAGUGUAGUUGUGGGUAUGGGAUGAACAAGUUGUGUGCCUUUUGGCAGUGAGGCAAGCGGUAAACUAAGAUGCCCAUGCCAGGAACUGUAUGAAAUUACAGUAGAAUUUGUAUUUUUACAAAUGGUCUGAAUGAAUGCGAAUGAAUUUUUUUUAUUUAAACGAUGGUGUGUGGCUGUGUGUGUACAAUGGUUCUAAAUUCCUCCAGGCUUGUGGCUGUGGUUAUUGCAAUCAUAUUCUUAGGCACUCAUUUUAUUGACAAUACCAUUGUUAGCAAGAACGUAUUUCCAAGUGGACAGGGUACGCACAUACAUUGUAUGAUCCUGGGAGCUAUGCAAGAUUCUUAUGCUGCAGUUUCUCUCUCUCUCUCUCUCUCUCUCUGGCAGCCUAAUUCAGUGCAGUGCUUGUUAAAUCUUCUCGCCCUGCUUUUUUUUCAUUUUUUCGCCUCGGAGGUGGUGUUGGUUUUGCAGAUGAUCGUCUGAAAUGUUGUGUGUGCAUGUGGCAUAGGAUAUGAAUACCCCGGACCUGGCUGUGCUCGUGCAGUUAUUUGUUUUGUGCAUGGUGCUGAAGAAACUGGGACUGUAAAGAAAUGAAGAAUGUAUUGACUACAAAUGGCAUCAGAGGUGCAUGUAGAUUGAAUGCCUGCAGAUGAUGACACUCAGUGACGCAUCAGUGGCGUUUACAGGCAACUUAUUGUUGCAGGAAAAUUUUGUUCAAUUAAAGUUGGGGAGAACAAGUACCAAGUCUCUCUCUCUCUUUCUUAAACACUACUAUCUGCAUGCUUUUGAUGAUUGGCCUCUUUAGCUGAAGGAAGUGUAGGAGAAUUGGUACAUUUUGCCACUCCUAGUCCGCAAUGUUCUGAACAACUUGCUAUGAAGGCAGGCAGAAGAAAUUUUCUACACCUUCUGCAUGCCUUCAGUGCAGGUGCAGUAAAUGACUGUUAUACACGUGGCUGGUCGAAAAAAUUUGGCAAUGCUUUAGAAGUGUAUUUUCAAGCAAGCAGGAAGAAAAUACCUGCUGUACAUUUCCCAUGGUAGAGCUUCAUUAAUUUUCUGGAUGUUUUGAGCGAGGUAGCAGUGUAAGGAACGCUCGUUCAUUGCAGUGAAUAAUUUUUAUUCUUGGUGCAGUGCCCAACUUGUUUUUAAUGAAUAACCUGCAUACUUCAUGGUGCCUCUGUUGAACUGUUGUCUUGUUAUGAUGUGCCCUUAACUCAUUAGCGCCAAGUGUACUUCUGAAAGUACAUCAUUUUCAUUUGUAGAUAAUUAAAGAAACAUUCUGUUUUAGUUAGUAUGCCAUUUUGCUAAGGGUCAUGCCAAAAUGACCACAUUGUUUUUUCUCGGCUGUAUAAUUUCUCUGAUCUUAUAAUCGUCAAAAUUAGAGAAGUGCUGAACUUGGCAAGUAAUGCCGUGCAUGCAGCUCAUUUUUAUCAUGCUUAGUACUUGCUUUUGAAGCCAAUAUUUGUGUGCAAGUCUUGGAAAAGAAUGUUGUAAAUGAUGAAUGCAUGAGAUUGCAUAUACAAAGCAUCUUUAUAGCUUCACAAGAAAAUGCAAGUGUACUUUAUAAUAAAGUAUGCUGGGCCUAUGACUAUGCUAGUAAGGUUUGUUUGCUCUCAAAGCAUGUUUGAUAGUUUUUUACCUGUAUUCAGGCAAAAUAUUUGUUGCUGGCUGCCAAAAAGCUUCACAGGAGGUUGCAGGUAUAAAGAGCUUUCAGUAAGGCUUCGACUGGGGCUAGUUUAUAGUGACAUGGUUCUGUUCACUGCGCUAUACAGUAUAGUGCAGUGAACAGAACUGUAUAAAGAGAACAACAAAUGCAUCAACAUUGGUAUUUCUGCUCCCAGUUUCUUUCCAUCCACAAAAAUGGCACAAUCUUGUCUUCACUUCCAAUAAAUAGCAAACUGUGUUGGACUAAAUUUUAAGGGUGUGCAAAUAUUCGAAACUUUCUAAUAACGAGUUGAAUAGUGUCCUAUUUGAUUUGGUCUUUGAAUCAAACGAUCUCUACAUGUGAAUAUUAAUACUUUUGAAUAUUUCAAAGUGUCACCUGCAGCCAGUCAAACAAAAUUGGAGCAUAAGUAUGAUACAUUUUCACCCCUGCAAGCAUAGUUGGAAAAGUAUGGGAGAGGCCUUUGCCCUGCAGUGGGCAUAACCAGGCUGAUGAUGAUGAUGACGAAGCAUAGUACAUAAAUAUAAUUUAACGGAGUGGAGCAGGCUACGUUGCUCGGGUAGCCAUAUUUUACAGCCUAUACAGCAAUCAUUCGCGCUGUCUCAAGAGUGCAUGCGAAGAAACUACUUGUUUACCUCUAAUGCUCCAUUUGUCCUUUUAAUAAACAGUGCUUCGUAACCUACUAUGUAAUGAAACAAAAUUUCAAACUUUAGAACACUAGGAUGUGAACAUUGUUUUAUAGUAAUUGUGAUAACUACUGUUAAUUAUUGAAAAAAGAAAUUCACUGUUGAUUACAAUACUCCCUAAUGCGAAAUUUGAGUGCAGCUCUAUAAGUGUUUUCAUUUCGCAAUAUAUUGAGGCAAAGAAUUUCAGAGAGACAUGUAGCAGAGGUUGUGAUCGUCGAAAAUCUGAUCUACGGGUCAAGCGCAUCGGUUUUUAUACAUGACUUGUUGAAGGUUCCAGUGCAAUCGCUGGUGCUGCAUGGCUUGCAAAAAGCAUUACACAAUUCGCAUUGCGCAUACAAUCAGAUAACAAAACAGUUGCAAACCAUGACAGUCGACAAGUGCAAACGAGACGAAACCAAAGAUGCGCGAGCGAGAGCUGACGUGAGCAGACAGUUGUACGAAACAAGCGGUUGCAUGGGUUCACAUGACACCAGUUUCCCGCACGUGUGUCACUGAAGGGGCUGCUCUCAUUGGCCUUCGCCGCUUACGGGAGUCUUUCAUAUCCCGCUCUGCAUUUGCGCUUUCAUCUUUCGCUGUGCCCGUUCAGUCGGUUAGGCUGCUGACGCGUGCCACAGGAAUGGGUGCCUAAGAGCUGCGCUCUAAAAUAACCCGCUAUAGUAGCAUAGUGGGUAUGGUGCUGUGCUACUAAGUCGAGGGCACAGGAUCGAAUCCCAGCUGUGGCAGUUGCAUUUUGACGGGGGUGACUGCAAAAAUGCCCCUGUACUGUGCACAUUAAAGAACCCCGUGUGGGAAAAAUUAAUCCGGAGACCCUCACUAUGGCAUGCCUCAUAACCAAAUUGUGGCUUUGGCAUGUAGAACCCCAGAAUGUAAAUUUUUUUAAUAAAGAAAAAAUAUUCAACUUGA